AAGAGAAAGACAAAGAGCAUGAUAGUGGAAAAGGAAGAAGCAACGGGUGAUAGCAAUAGUAGCGGUCAACUGCAUAACAGCUCGGCUACCGGACUAGUGAGUACUUCUAUAUCAAAACGUGAACUAACCAGGCGAUAUAUUAACCCUAGGAGGACAGGGACCGGACAGAAGUGGAAAAGAAGCAAGCAAAAACGGGAUAUAUAUACAUGUAAGGUUAACAAAAUGCUAGAACCCCCGCCAUACUCGCCCCACCCCGCGGGCACAUCCAUAGUCACAACACCUAAUAACAUAUCCCCUCCCCCGGAAUACCUGUCUGCAGUCCUCCAAGGUGUACACGUACCGCCCGUAAACAACGUCCCUCCGCCAUCACACCAUUACCUACCUGAUAAUAACGAAGGUAUACAUGUAGUCUCUAGUGAUGUCCUACCACCUGUACCAGACUACCGACGGGAAGCUGGGUCAGAACCCCCGCCGUCGUACGAAUCCCUGUUCGGCCGGGUGAAGGCCGCACAACAGUCGUCCAACUCCAGUUUUGCUCUGUGUAGCAAACUAUGUGGAGUUUUCCUUAGCUCAGCCUUCUGUUUGAUUGUUAUGGCCGUCCUCUCAGCAUUACCAGUGGCGGAAAUAGUCAUCGGUGCGGUAUAUAUAAACGACUGUCCAGUCGCUAAGUACGUCCCCGUGUACUUGGUGGUAAUAGGCGCAGCAUGUCUUGUCAAGUUCCUGUCCAUCCUUGGUCAGAAUAUCCAUAACCGGCAGUUCGAGAAUGAGGAAGGUCAUAUCAAACGAACGAACGGAUUUGAUCAGGUCCUCAACGUCUUUCUCCUAGUCUGGUUUAUACUAGGUAACCGGUGGGUGUACGGGACACAUUCUGUGUGGGUGUCUGAUCCUCUCUCAGCCAACUAUUGCCACCCAACCCUCUACUACUUCGCUUACUGGAGUAUAACGUCGUUUUACAUCUUCUGUGGCGCAGCGUGUGUGUGUAUAUGUAUCCUGUCGUGUAUAUGUGGCCACAGCAAGGGGCAGACGUAACAUAUGUCUCUGGACAGACGGACAUAGCAACUGUCUCAAUGAAAAAACGGACGUAACACAUGUCUCAAAGGACGGACGAGAUACCUGUUCCACUUUACACACGGACGUAACACAUGUCUCAUAGGACGGACGAGAUACCUGUUCCACUUUACACACGGACGCGACGCAUGUCUCAUAGGACGGACGAGAUACCUGUUCCACUUUCCACACGGACGUAACACAUGUCUUAUAGGUCGGAUGAGAUACCUGUUCCACUUUACACACGGACGUAACACAUGUCUUAUAGGACGGAUGAGAUACCUGUUCCACUUUACACACGGACGUAACACAUGUCUCAUAGGACGGACGAGAUACCUGUUCCACUUUACACACGGACGUAACACAUGUAUCAUAGGACGGACGAGAUACCUGUUCCACUUUACACACGGACGUUACACAUGUCUCAUAGGACGGACGGGAUACCUGUUCCACUUUAAACACGGACGCGACGUAUGUUUCAGUGGACAGACACACGUAGCAUCUGUAUCAGCGGAAGAACAUGCAUAAAACCUAUCGGGACAAGAUACAAGAAUGUUUAUUUAACGUCGCAUAUUUAAGAUAAUAAACAUUAGCACUGUAGUGCUAUUCUUGUGACAAACAAUGGAUACAAAUAAGAAAUAACAUGGAUAAACAACAUGCAGGUAAACAGACAGGCCUAGCUGUUUGGCCGAUAACCUUUUUGGGUCAGAUCUGUGAUAUUUUUUACCAGCAUUCCGAGGACAAGUGUCUAGCAUCGUCAUUGUGUUGUUUUUAGUGACCGCAAUGACCGGAACUGAUUUGUACGCACAUGUCAUGUGACAUGCUACGGUCCAGGAUUGGUUGUCAUUUCUAUGCUAUAAGCAAUCGUGAUAUUCGUGUUUGCUUUUUUAUAUUUCUGGAAAUGCUUCAAUAACGUUCAUCCCCAAUACACGCGCUUCCAUCCCAUUUACGCGUGUAUCAAACUUACAUCCCAUUUACACGUGUAUCAAACUUACAUCCCAUUUACAUAUGAUCAAACUUGCAUCCCAUUUACACGUGUAACAAACUUGCAUCCCAUUCACACGUGUAUCAAACUUCCAUCAAAUUUACGCAUGUAUCAAAAUUCCAUCCUAUUUCACGCGCGUCAAUAGCGUUCAUCUCCAUUACACGUAAACCGAAUAAUUCAUUACAAAACAAUAGAAUUUGUGAUAGAGGUUAUUCCUUCCGAUAAUGUAGUAUUUACAUAUCUACAUAAAUUACUUUUUAUCGAAUAGCAUACAGUCUUUAUAUUAUACAAUCAUAUAAAAUACGUUGAUUUUUAAUCUAAAACACAGACGCUGUUCAACAAAUUGUCGCACCUUAAUGGACUACAUAGCAAGUUCAUAAUUUCACCUGGAAUAUAUCACAACUGAUUUUUAUAUUUUACUUUUUAAGCAUAUGUAUGUUAUUUUAACAUUCUAUCGUGUGAUGUACUUAAAAAAUAUUGCAUGCCCUACAUGAGAAUGAUAUCAAUAUGAGAAAUGUGUUUUAUCAAGGACGUACACAGACAAAAUUCGAUUACAGGUCAAAAAUUGACCUAGAUUCGACCUGAGAAUAAUGUUGAUGUCAGGUCAGAUUCCGAUUAUUUUUUGCCAUCUUUUUCAAUUAUUUUGAUAGCACAGAGUUCUAACAAGGCAGGUAGGCAGUAAAAUAGUUCCUGACCUCCCCCGUACUUCCUGGUUCUGGAGCCAUUGGAUACACAUCUCUCAAUGGGUCAAUGGAGCCAUGUAUGUUGAACAUUUUGUUUUAGCAAAAGCCACCGUCAUGCGAUCGUCAUGUGAGGAAAAUUUACAUUCAGGAACAGUUAAAACUAAAAUUUACAUAAAGAAAUUUGGCCUGUGUAGUAAGGUGUAAAUGUAUAUACCAUAGGAGAACGCAGUAUAUGUAUAAAUAUAUAAGUGUUUGCGUGUUUUAUUAAACCGUUAUUCGCAUUACCCAAAGUCUUUUGUAUACAAGUUUGUACUUAAAGGUUUGCCCUGUGUAUUAUAAGUGUAGAUAACUUUGAUUUAUGUGACGCGGUAUCGCUAUGGAUUUUCGUUCAACAUGUCCAGCCCUGUUCGCCACCAGCAGAUCCUUUUUGUUUUGCAUAGCUUUCUUUUAGUAUAGGAGAACCAGCAUACCCUAGUAAGUAGCUGGAGAUAUUUGUGCGUGUGUACUGUGGUCUACUCGUUAUGACUCCGUAUUUCCAACGGCUCAGUUACUGAAGCACAGAAACCUCUAUACUUAACCAAAACAGGAACGCAUGUAUUAUUGUUAUACAAUUAAAAUAUGUGGUGGGAGAGGAUGCCGGUUGAAUGGAAACCCAUGUAAAUCACAACUAUAUCGAUACAAUGCCCAGAUAUCGAUACAAUGCCCAGAUAUCGAUACAUCACACAUAUACCGAUAUGUCAAACAGACAUCGAUACCUCAAACGGGUAUCGAUAAAUCAACAUAUCCAUACAUUACACUGAUAUCGAUACAAAGAUAAUUUCUACUUUCUGUUAUAUAUGUGUGCAAUUUAAGCAAUAAAAUGUGUUUCGUAUUUUU
Molecule: messenger RNA, 3591 nt
Organism: Mizuhopecten yessoensis (Yesso scallop)
Lineage: Eukaryota; Metazoa; Mollusca; Bivalvia; Pectinida; Pectinidae
Exons: 9
Coding region: 19-1029 (336 amino acids)
Source: RefSeq, a predicted model, not a curated record